UGUAGUGACCAAUCUCGGAGGCAUAGGCCAGGAGAUACACCGACCGUUUCUCGCACUGUCUAGUCAAGGAAACCUUGUGUGAGAAGGCAAAGGGAGCGACCAUGAGUUCAACUAUCUGGGUUAAUAUUUCUCGAUGGGCCGUAUUCUGGUGUAAGCGAGCGAUACUAAGAGUGAUUUGCAGAACAUUUUUCUUGAUGACCACUGUACUCUUGUUGUCUGUGACAAUCAUGGCAUAUGGCUCGGAUUUUUCGCCCGUCGAUCACACGCUUGUCCGAGGCAGACAGGGUAACAUUACAUUUGGUGUGGCGAGAGCAGGGGGCUCUGUCCCCACGGAGAAUAGCAGUCUCGGGUUUCGAGCAGCUGAAUACGUCUCUGUGAAUCGAAGUAUUGUGAACGUUACACAACUAACAAAAACUCCCAUAGAAGCCAAAAGUGUUUUCAUACAGAAGUACGCCAACCAUUACCCUGAAAACGACACGGACUUUCUCGUCGAUAUUAGCCGAAUCACAAAAUGGAAAUGGCAACGGAACACUACCAGUAGUCAAAUCUUCAGAAAUGGCUUGCGGGAUGCAUUGGGAGACAUGGGGAAACCGGACAAAUUUAUCCUCUCAAAACAAAACGUUCAACUGGGCGAGAAAAUCAACUUCUACAGGCACAAAGCAUUUACGAGGAUAUCAAAACAGCUGUGGCAAUUAUUGCCCAAAGAUUCGCUUUAUAAGCCGGGAAUGAUCCAGCGCUGCAGUGUGGUUGGGUCUAGUGGCAUCCUACAAGGCUCCAACUGCGGACAUAAGAUAGAUAGCUCAGAUUACGUCUUCAGAUUCAACCUCGCUGAUGUUAAAGGUUACGAGAUAGACGUUGGUAUCAAGACCAAUUUCACAACAAUGAAUCCCUCAUUUUUAAUUACAAAAUUUAACUCGCUGAAGAAGACAGAGGAUCGCUUGCGAUUUCGGAACUUGUUGAAUCAGUUCAAAGGUAGUCACCUUUUUCUCCCGGCUUUUGCUUUCAAAUGGAGAUACUAUAUGCUUAUCCAAGCUGCGAGUGUUGCUAAAAGGUACACAUCUGUACGCCCUAUCUUCGGCCAUCCUGGUCACUACGCCUCAGUAGCAAACCUUUGGCAGAGGACACUUAAUGGAUCAAGAUGGACGACAACAGGCCUCCAUGUUCUCUCCUCAAUAUUUGACGUGUGCGAUAAGAUAGACGUGUACGGUUUCUGGCCCUUUGCAACAUCCUUAGACGGCCGCGUUGUACCUUAUCACUACCACAACGAUAUCAACGGCACCAGAGCGCACAGCUUCAGCAAGGAAUUCAGAGGUCUGGUUGAUUUACACGAACGUGGCAUACUCCACUUGCAUACAGGCUCCUGUUCUUGAGGUUGUGAGUGAGCUUCAUGAUUGGUGAACUGUCUGGUGUGCAUCUCCCCUCAACUGGACCCUCUGUGUUGAGUUUGCCAACUACAGUGAGGGGGAGGGGUUCAACCCAAAAGAAGAAUUUGAUAGUAUGAAUUAUGGAAGUUUAUGAGUACAAGAAUUGUGCAAAACAGUUCAUAAGGGGGGUUGAAAAGUGCUCAUGAAUUCUCAACAAAUUUUGUGUUCAAAUAGGAUCCUAUUUUUUUAUGUAUUAAUUGUAUGUAAAUCAAAUUAAAGUAUUUUUCGUUUCAUCAUUAGAAUCUUGGGGUUAGUUCUACUGGGGAAAGAAUUUAAUCGUAGUGUAGUAAACCUACCUCUUCUGAAUUCCGUUUGAGGCAAGUUUUACUACACCACUAAACCAUUCAGUAUUUUGUAUGGUACUUGAACCAAACAUGCCAUCACAAACGUGACAUAAAAUCAAACUUCAGAGGUUCAACAUGCCCGAAAGGGCUUCGCUUUCGCUUUUAUAGGGUAAACCUAUGUGUCUGGUCUAGGUGUUGUGUUGUGUAGAUGUUUAUGAGUGGGUCUUGAAUUGAAAUUACAUUGAAAAUGAAGAUCAGUGGUCUGGCAUUAGUCGUCAGUGUGCCUUCUAAUCGCUAUGAGGAACACCUAGGUCGUUCCAUACCACACAUGUACGUGCGGGUAAGUUCAGCCUUGUCUACAAGCUGAUUAAUGCUGGGUGCGAAAGCAAAGCGAUUUUGUGACGCCAGAUCGAAUAUACGCGUCGCGAAUUCGCAAAAGUUGAACAUAUUAACUCGAGCGAAAUUUGGCUGUUGAACGUUAAAUUCGCUUCUCUUUCACCUAUGAACCGGCCUCUAUGCUGGCCACCGCACGCCAUCUUACACUAACUGAACAUUUUUUUCAGUAUUCAAGCUUCUGAGCUACCCGUUUUCGAAUGACAUGCCUUUGUAUUUAUAAAACACCGAAUUGGCUCGUUCCUUCAUUACAAAAACUGUUUGUAUUUGUUUUUACUGAAAAGAAUGACAGCUGCCUGCUACCUUUCCUGCAAUGACAAGUAACAAGUUGCCGUCCAAAUUGCAAAAUAUUGAUUUCGGACAAAGUACAGUAUUUAAUACGAUAGUAUUCCUUUCAAACAGGGUUUAAAGAUUUUUGAUUUAAGUUAAAAACAUGAAAGCGGUGAAGCAAGCCUUUUAAAAUGCAAAAAUGAUAUAAAACGUUCUAUGCACCACUGCUGUAUUUUUUUAAUCAAAAACUUCAGAUCUGUAAUCUGUGAUACGUGUAGAACAUUGUUAUGUGUACGUUUACUUGCAACCUUAAUGAAAUAGCUUUAAUGUUUUAGCGGUGCUUUAUCAAAUUGUAAAAAAAAUGUCAGUCGCCAAAAGGCUGGUCCCUUCAGUUACAUCUCUGCCAAUAUGUUUGCAUAAUACAUUUUGUGUCCCACAACCUGGAUUGGGCCUCUGCUUUGAUCACGAGCAGAGUUUUCAACUGCUUCCUUUGAGAGUCUUGGCUCUGAUUCUUUCCGUGGGAGGGGUUUAAAGCGACAAGCUACAGCCUGUGGCGUAACUAGGGUUAAAUGUCUGGGAGCACCCGGGGUGCACCCAAUAUUUCAAGGGGGCACCAAGAAAAGAUAGGCACAGUCGUAUAAAG
Acanthaster planci (crown-of-thorns starfish) is the source of this 3014-nucleotide messenger RNA. RefSeq names its product alpha-N-acetylneuraminide alpha-2,8-sialyltransferase-like. The record is from RefSeq and is a predicted model, not a curated record. Gene Ontology annotation, biological process: oligosaccharide metabolic process; N-glycan processing. NCBI's taxonomy places the organism in Eukaryota, Metazoa, Echinodermata, Asteroidea, Valvatida, Acanthasteridae. Gene Ontology annotation, molecular function: alpha-N-acetylneuraminate alpha-2,8-sialyltransferase activity.